Messenger RNA from Hemicordylus capensis (graceful crag lizard), 1602 nucleotides. RefSeq names its product kelch domain containing 2 (gene KLHDC2). The record is from RefSeq and is a predicted model, not a curated record. Lineage: Eukaryota; Metazoa; Chordata; Lepidosauria; Squamata; Cordylidae. Gene Ontology annotation, molecular function: protein binding. Bases 164 to 1387 code for a protein of 407 amino acids. The transcript is spliced from 14 exons.
CUGCCGCAGGCCAGCAGGUCCCGCCUGCGUGCGGGGGACGCGCCUUCCCGCUUGAGGGGCGGGACUUCCGCCCCGCAGGGGCAGGCGGGCCGGAUAUCCGGCCGACGUCGCCGGAUGUUGACGGUCCGAGAGGCCCGGCUUAGGAUUCUCUCCCACUCUCGGCAUGGCAGAUGACCAUGAAGAGUUGCUAGCGGAUGAAGAGCUCCCGGCUCCAGCUGAGGAGAAGUUUGAACAGCUGGAGAAUGGCAGCCCUGCUGAACGGAGCGGACACGUUGCUGUCACGGAUGGGCACUGCAUGUUCGUUUGGGGGGGAUAUAAGAAUGCUCAAGUGAGGGGCUUUUAUGACUUCUACCUGCCCAGAGAUGAAAUCUGGAUCUACAACAUGGAAACUGGACGAUGGACGAAACACAAGACGACGGGAGACGUCCCCCCUUCCAUGUCGGGAAGCUGUGCCGUCUGUGUUGACAGAGUGCUCUACCUGUUUGGAGGGCAUCAUGCGCGUGGCAAUACAAAUAAGUUCUAUAUGCUAAAUUCCAGAUCGAACGACAAAGUGUUGCAGUGGGUCAGAGUGGGUUGCCAGGGCAUUCCUCCGUCAUCCAAAGACAAACUGGGAGUUUGGGUUUAUAAAAACAAGCUUAUAUUUUUUGGUGGCUAUGGGUAUUACCCCGAAGGGGAACAAAUUGGAACGUUUGAGUUUGAUGAAACUUCUUUUUGGAAUUCCGGUCUUCCUCGAGGAUGGAAUGAUCACGUGCACGUCCUGGACACGGAGACGUUUACCUGGAGCCAGCCCGUCACUACGGGUAAAUCGCCAUCCCCCCGAGCAGCCCAUGCCUGUGCCACGGUUGGGAACAGAGGCUACGUCUUUGGAGGCCGAUACCGAGAGUCUAGAAUGAAUGAUCUGUAUUCUCUCAACCUGGACAGAUGGGAAUGGCAUGAAAUACUCACACAAGGGGUUUGCCCCGUUGGCCGAUCUUGGCAUUCUCUAACCCCCGUUUCCUCUGAUCACCUCUUCCUCUUUGGUGGGUUCACCACUGAGAAGCAGCCGCUCAGUGAUGCCUGGAUUUAUUGCAUCAGCAAAAAUGAAUGGAUCCAGUUUGAGCACAACUAUUCAGAAAAACCCCGGCUCUGGCACACGGCCUGCGCCAGUGACGAGGGCGAGGUGAUCGUCUUUGGCGGCUGUGCCAACAACUUACUUGCCCAUCACAAAGCCGCUCACAGUAACGAAAUCCUGGUCUUUUCUCUCCAGCCCAAGUCUCUCGUGAGACUGUGCCUGGAGGCCGCCCUCUGCUUCAAGGAGCUCCUGGCCAGCUCCUGGCACUGCCUGCCCCCCCACCUGCUCCACAGCCUCCACCAGCGCUUUGGCAGCAACAACACGUCUGGCUCGUAGGGGCCGAGGAAUAAAGCCCUCCUAUAAAGAGAUGUAAUAUUUGACCAUCCCUGCUGUGUGGCAAGCGUGAUGUCUGUAGAGGUGACUUAUUUUUGCCUUCUUGUAGCUAGCUGCUUCUGGACUCUGACCUCCUUUGUUGCAUGUGAAUGGCCUAGAGAGAGAACCUAUUUUUGUGUCAAAAGUUGUUUGCAAUAAAUGUAUUUAAUGCAAGUGCA